AGCCGAACCCUUCUUAAGCACCGUGCAUUCCUCCACUUUCACUCAAGGAAGCAUCACGCAAACAUGUCCACCGCAACAACUCACGUGCUCGCUUAUCCCUUCCCUACCUCCGGUCACGUGAUCCCUCUCUUAGACUUCACCAAAACCCUAGUCUCUCGCGGCGUCCAUGUCACCGUUCUGGUCACACCCUACAACGAAGCCUUACUUCCAAAAAACUAUUCCCCUCUUCUCCAAACGCUUCUCCUCCCCGAACCUCAGUUCCCGAACCCGAAGCAAAACAGGCUCGUAUCCAUGGUAACCUUCAUGCGGCACCACCACUACCCGAUCAUUAUGGACUGGGCCCAGGCCCAGCCCAUUCCUCCUGCGGCUAUUAUAUCAGAUUUCUUCCUCGGUUGGACCCACCUCCUCGCACGUGACCUCCACGUGCCGCGCGUAGUCUUCUCCCCCUCCGGCGCCUUCGCGCUCUCCGUCUCCUACUCCCUCUGGCGCGACGCCCCCCAAAACGACAACCCGGAAGACCCAAACGGCGUUGUUUCGUUCCCAAAUCUCCCAAAUUCCCCAUUCUACCCCUGGUGGCAGAUCACGCACUUAUUCCAUGACACCGAGAGAGGAGGUCCCGAAUGGAAGUUUCACAGAGAGAACAUGCUUCUCAACAUUGAUUCCUGGGGCGUCGUUAUCAACACAUUCACCGAGUUAGAACAAGUUUACUUAAACCACUUGAAGAAAGAAUUGGGACACGAAAGAGUCUUUGCGGUGGGCCCGGUUCUGCCGAUUCAAACCGGUUCGAUUUCAACAAAACCGGAAGAACGAGGCGGGAACAGCACCGUUUCGCGACAUGACAUCAUGGAAUGGCUCGACGCACGUGACAAAGGUUCCGUUGUUUACGUGUGUUUCGGGAGCCGUACGUUUCUAACGAGUUCACAAAUGGAGGUGUUGACACGUGCGUUGGAAAUAAGUGGGGUGAACUUUGUUUUGUCCGUUAGGGUUCCUGAAAAAGGACACGUGGCGAAGGAGCACGGUACGGUGCCGCGUGGGUUUUCAGAUAGGGUGAAAGGAAGGGGAUUUGUGAUAGAGGGAUGGGCCCCACAGUUGGUUAUACUGAGUCACCGCGCGGUGGGGGCUUUCGUGAGUCACUGCGGGUGGAACUCGGUGGUGGAAGGGUUGGUUUCGGGGGUGGCGAUGCUGACGUGGCCGAUGGGUGCGGAUCAGUAUACGAACGCGAAGCUUCUGGUGGAUGAGUUGGGCGUGGCGGUUCGCGCCGCGGAGGGUGAGAAGGUAAUUCCAGAAGCUAGCGAGUUGGGGAAGAGAAUUGAAGAAGCUUUGGGGAGAACGAAGGAGAGGGUAAAAGCGGAAAUGUUGAGGGAUGAUGCGUUGCUUGCGAUUGGGAAUGGUGGCAGCUCGCAGAGGGAAUUGGAUGCGCUCGUGAAGCUUCUAAGUGAAGUUCAGCGUGUGGAAAGCACUUCUUGAAAACGUGUUUCUUUUUUGUUGGGGUUAGGGUAAUUUGGGAACCAUUGGGAUUUUUAGUGUGAUUGGUUUUGAGCGGCGUGUUUGGAUGCAUCCUGCACUAACUGAGCUCACUCACGUUUGGUAACUAGUAGGUUUUUUCAGUGAGAGGUAAAAGUAUUAUUGCUUCCGUUCUGAUUGUACUACUACUAAAUACUAAUUUAUCGUUCUGGUCUUGACCGACGAAAAUGCGGGUUGUUGACUUGUUUAAACGGUUUGACACUUUUGGAAGAAGUUCAACGUGAAAACUACUAAUAAGUAAUUAUGAUU
Glycine soja is the source of this 1773-nucleotide messenger RNA. RefSeq names its product UDP-glycosyltransferase 89B2-like. Gene Ontology annotation, molecular function: UDP-glycosyltransferase activity. NCBI's taxonomy places the organism in Eukaryota, Viridiplantae, Streptophyta, Magnoliopsida, Fabales, Fabaceae. The record is from RefSeq and is a predicted model, not a curated record. The transcript has a single exon. Bases 64 to 1467 code for a protein of 467 amino acids.